AUGGAAGAUAUUACAACUUUCGAAAUGUUACCAGAUGAAAUGAUAUUACUUGUAUGUCAACAUCUUCGUUGUGCCGAAAUUCUCUAUUCAUUUUUCAACCUUAAUUCUCGUCUUAAUUCGACAAUAACCGACUUUUGUCAUUAUGUAAAUCUCAAGAAUGUUACAUAUAAACAGUUUGAUUUUGUUGCGACGCAGAUUAUUCCUCAAAUCGGUCCUUCAAUACGAUCGUUUAUUUUCAAUGGACAAUGGGAAAAUAUCAUGCCCAACAAAGUAGAUUUGACAUUCUUUCAUUCGAAACUAUCUUUAAUGUUACCACAAUUGCAUACAAUGUCACUUGUGAAUUUCAUUGAUAGACAACUAAAUUUAUUUCUUGACAAAAUCACAGAUCUUUUGCAACUUGUCAAACUUGAAAUUAGAAAUCUUCGAAAUGAACAUGGAGAAGGAUCACUGGAAAAAAUUCUAGCAGCUAACAAUAAUCGACUGAAAUCCGUAUUAUUCGAUUAUGAUUCAAUUAGAUUUAUUCUGACUAAGACAAAAAAUGACAAAGCUUCUUCUUAUCCAAGCAUCGAAGAGUUGAUGGUAAACUUAAAGACAGAUAAAACGUUAGAACAUCUAUUCAUACUUAUACCACAUGUUAAUCGUUUACAUAUUGACUUUCACCAAUUAUCAUCUACUUCAAAAUCGGCAUUAGCUAAUAUAUCAUCUUUUGUUCAUUUAAAAAAUUUUCAGUUACGUUCGAUAAACAUUUAUUGGUCACUAGAUGAAAUUGCUUACAUUCUGAUUACUUUUCAAUCAACUCAACCGGUCAUCUUGCAUUUACCUCAACUCAAGAGUCUCUAUGUGAAGGGAACAUAUGAAAUAUUUCAUCUAGUUCGAGCUGCUCCCAAUCUCGAGCAUCUAAACAUCAAUUUCAAUUGUUUAAGUAUGGUACUCGACGAUGCAUCUACCUGUGAAUUAUUAAACAAAGGAAUUGUAGAUCUUGAAAUCACUGAUUUUCAAGAAGUGGACUCUAUUCAAUUAGACGGCAUUGCACAAAAAUUUAAUCAUCUUCGUGAUCUUAGUCUAGCCUUGAAAAAUCCAACAGUUUUCGUCGAUUCACUUAUUCUAAAAGUGAUAUUAUUAUGGAGAGAUAAAAACCUACGUAGUCUUUACAUCAAUGGGUCGUUAACAGAUGAAAUGAGUAAAAACUUUCGUCAAUGGCUUAUUAAUCAUAGCCAUUUAUGCCAAGAAGAUUUAUUUACCGUUGAAUAUAAAACUAAUUGGAUUACUUUGUGGCUUCAAUGA
This is a messenger RNA of Rotaria sp. Silwood2, 1284 nucleotides long. NCBI's taxonomy places the organism in Eukaryota, Metazoa, Rotifera, Eurotatoria, Philodinida, Philodinidae. The record is from the annotation of a GenBank genome assembly.